Thermothielavioides terrestris NRRL 8126 is the source of this 2097-nucleotide messenger RNA. RefSeq lists its product as uncharacterized. The record is from RefSeq and is a predicted model, not a curated record. Gene Ontology annotation, cellular component: intracellular membrane-bounded organelle; membrane; cytoplasm. The transcript has 4 exons. NCBI's taxonomy places the organism in Eukaryota, Fungi, Ascomycota, Sordariomycetes, Sordariales, Chaetomiaceae. Bases 229 to 1890 code for a protein of 553 amino acids. Gene Ontology annotation, biological process: sphingosine biosynthetic process.
AAUCACACAGUAGUGCACAGUACCGUGUAUACACACCUAAGAUUCCUGCGCCGCGGCCCUCGCGGACGCCGGCUCUCCCGGCCUAGCACAUGCCAACUCAGUCAAGCUGGCCCGCUCGGUGCGUGGCUCGGAUACGAUACUGCGCGCUGCUACAAGUUGUGGCCGCGCAGCGAAGAACACCCCGCCGAUGAGAAUUGCAGCGGCAGAGCACGAUCACGACGACGAUAAAUGAACCCCGACGCGCCUGCCGGCCCGGCAAAGCCGGACCGGCCGCGGACUCCGGUGAGCGAUGCUGAAGCAGCUCGCGCUGGAGGCGAUCAGGUGCUCGUUUUGUCUCCGGGGGUGACCCUCACCCUCGGGCCCGAUGCUCUGCUCUUGUCUGGCCAGCUUGCAACCAAGCCCGAUCGCUCGUGUCUUUGCAUUGCGCUCCCAGGGUCUCGUGGCACGCCAAGCAGCAUUCCUUAUUACAACGUCCUCUGGGCCGAAAUCACCGGCGACCGGAGGUGGCUCCGGAUUGACUAUGCAGACCAGACGCAGCCGCAUCAUGUAGAAGUCCGCAGUGCCAAAUUCGCUAUUCCCGAGCUACCUAUCGAGCAGGCCACCCCCGGCGCGGGCGACCAGGUGGCCUCGUGGGUCGAGCAGCUCCUGGACCGCGCAUACCGCGGGUCGGCCCGCUGCAAACGUGCCUGGGUUCUCGUGAACCCACACGCCGGCCCUGGCGGGGCCGACAGGAUCUGGCAGGACGACGUUCGGCCGAUCUUUGAGGCAGCACGGAUGCCCCUGACCGUCGUGCGCACCAGCUACUCCGGCCAGGCGGUCGACUUGGCCCGCGAGUUGGACAUUGACAACUAUGACAUCGCCGUCCCCUGCUCGGGAGAUGGGCUGCCCCACGAGGUGUUCAACGGUCUUGCCAAGCGUCCGGACGCCCGCCGCGCCUUGUCCAAGAUAGCUGUGUGCCACAUUCCCUGCGGGUCUGGCAACGCCAUGAGCUGCAACUUGUAUGGCACCCACCGGCCGAGCUUGGCGGCGCUGGCUAUCGUCAAGGGUGUGCCGACGCCGCUGGAUUUGGUCAGCGUCACGCACGGGGACCAGCGGACCAUCAGCUUCCUCAGCCAGGCGCUGGGCCUGAUUGCGGAGGUGGACCUGGGCACUGAGAAUCUGCGGUGGAUGGGCGCCACGCGUUUCACGUUUGGCUUCCUCAAAUUAGUCAUGCAGCGGAAGACAUACCCGUGCGACAUUGCCGUCAAAGUCGAGAUUGACGACAAGGAGGAGGUGAAAAGGCACUAUCGGCAGCGGGUGGCACAGCCCGGGCGGGAAGUUUCAAAAACUGGCGAGCAACCUCAGGGACCCGCGGACAAACAGUCCAGUGUCUCGUCCUCGGCAGCCGACGCUACGGAUCGUCCGGACAGUGAUGACAGUCUCGGGCUUCCACCCUUGAAAUAUGGAACGGUCAUGGAUAAGCUGCCCGAGGGCUGGGAGCUCAUCCGUCAUGAGAAGCUCGGUAGCUUCUACUGUGGCAACAUGGCCUACAUGGCGCCGGACGCCAAUUUCUUCUCGGCGGCGCUUGCCAACGACGGCUUCAUGGACCUUAUCACGACUGAUGGCGACAUAUCGCCCUUGAAGUCCAUCGGGCUACAGCUGGCCGUCGAAUCGGGCCACUUCUUCGACAGUCCGCUCGUGUCGUACCGCAAGGUGUCCGCCUUCCGCAUCAUUCCGCGCAACCAAGAAACGGGCUACAUCAGCAUCGACGGUGAGGCCAUCCCCUUCGGCCCAAUCCAGGCCGAAGUCCACCAGGGCCUCGGCCUUACUCUGUCCAAGAGAGGCGCGUUCGAGGCACCGGGCCCACUGAACUGGGACACCGUGACUACCAGUGAACGGCUUUUGGCCUAGCAGUGUUCUUGGAAAUGCCCGUUAAACAAACAUCCUGCCAGGUGAUUGCUUGGUGACGUUUGUACCGUUUCUCGGUCCGACCUGCCAGGGCCUACCGCGGAGUUGAUCAGUGGCAUAAUUUCGCAUGAUAGGUGUCUUCGCUGGGUUGGACAAUGCCUAUCCCAGUGAGCCCUUCGCCCUUCGGACGGAUAAUGAGUUGAGUGGGAG